Ylistrum balloti is the source of this 4373-nucleotide messenger RNA. RefSeq names its product bifunctional peptidase and arginyl-hydroxylase JMJD5-like. Bases 1 to 1707 code for a protein of 568 amino acids. The transcript is spliced from 4 exons. Gene Ontology annotation, molecular function: 2-oxoglutarate-dependent dioxygenase activity. The record is from RefSeq and is a predicted model, not a curated record. Lineage: Eukaryota; Metazoa; Mollusca; Bivalvia; Pectinida; Pectinidae.
AUGGCUGCUUCCUUGUUUGACCGGUCCAGAUGCACCUCAAAGAUAUACUGUUACUUACUUUUUUCACUAUUUUGCAACAUUGCAAUCGCUUCUAUUGAUAGCCACGAUAUUUUCACACCAAAUGACAUUUUAUCGUCCGUUGACAACACCUGCUUAGUAUUACUGACAGAGUUUUCAAACAUGGACACGUCAGAUUUAUUUGACAACCUGGCCAUCAAAACGUUCGUGAAUGAACCGCUUGUGCAGUUUGGUUUAAUUGAAACAACUACAUUUGUAUGGCCAGGCGGAAAGACUUUAUCUGAAGACUCUACUAAGAGUAAAUCAGAAAUAAUUAUUUUUGAAAGGAGAAUUGCGGACAGGACUUGUUUGCUUAUGAGAAAAAAUCCGUCAUCUCUUCGUCCAAUCUUCUAUUCUGGUUUUUUAAGUCAAGCAAGUUUGAUUGACUUUAUUAACACUCAUUGUCACACAUACAGGUCACCUGAUGGAGGACUCAGUAUAGAAGGUCACCAUAGAAAGGAAAUAUUAAAUACACUUUUCUCUGUAGCUCAGGUGUCACGUGUAACUAUGGGCAAAAUGAUGGACUCGCAUAAUACUCCAGCAGAUAUUUCUGAAGAAGCACUGCACAACCAAGAAAAGAUGCAAAAUAAUAAAGAUAUACAUGAAGACAAUUCCUGUUUUAUUCAUGAAGAUGGGAAAUGUGACAAGAAGGAUUUUAAUGAUAAACAAUUUUAUAAACACGAAGAUAUACCACAAUGUGAAAGGAUUAGUGAACCAACUAAAGAACAAUUUUUCCACGAAUACUUAAAAAUUUCAAAACCUGUAAUUAUAGAAAAAAUGACUAAAACAUGGCCUGCAUUUCAGAAGUGGACAAACAAUUUUUUCAAAAAAGAAUAUGGAAAUCGUGAUGUCUACAUAAAAUUGACACCAAAAGGAGAAUUUGAAGGAGUGGAACAAGCCGAUCUAUGGGAUAAUUUCAAUACUUUCUCCAUCCCACCUGAAGUUAUCGUUCAAUUGCAUCAUUCAGAAUUAGUUGUUGUAAGACCAGCGUCUUUAAAUUUGAAGUUUUCAGAGUUUUUGGAUACAAUUGAAAAAGUAACCAGAGGAGACUUGAAAAAUGUGUCAGCAUAUUUAGAAUAUUCAUCAAUCCCUCAGCAUCUGCCAGAAUUAGAGGAUGACAUCAGAGAAAUGCCCUUUGUCAAUCCAAGGGUCCAUAAACUGGAACAUUUGAACAUAUGGCUGAGUGAUGGAAACACCCUAGGAAAACUUCAUUUUGAUCCAUAUGAUAAUUUUCUUUGCCAGGUUCAUGGACAGAAACAAGUGAUACUGUUUGAGCCACAUCAAAAUGAGAAUCUCUAUGAGGCCCACAUACAAGAAGCAGUUCUCUCUUACAACGAAACAACAAAAGAAUUCCGCCGGAGCAACCUUGUGGACAGUACAUCCAUGGUUAUGUCCCCUGUUGACAUUCUGAAACCAGAUUUUGAGAAGUUUCCACGAUUCCGAUCGGCCAUGCCUCUGAACUGCACAUUAAAGGAAGGAGAUGUUCUUUUCAUGCCAAGUUUCUGGUGGCACGAGGUCCAGUCAUCCCCUAACGGAACAGCUGGACAUAACCUUGCAGUGAACUUCUGGUAUGAUCCUUUCCUAACUAAAGAGUACCCAUGUCCAGAGUGUCGAUUGGACAUCAACCCAAGGUAUCGCCACCUGCUAUGACCUCUGACCUGUCAUUGGUGAUGUGACCUUGAUGUGACCAUAGCAUUUGACCCUUCAGUGAAGAUGGAGGAGAUUUACGUUGGAACCGGGAUGUGUCAUUGAUAAUGUGCAACUGUGAACUGUCAUUGGUGUUCAUGAUUUUCAAUCUUUAUUCUGAGAUCACAUUGGAAUGCGUGACCUGAUUCUUUUUUCUUAUUCUUUUUUCUUUCUUUUUUAGGGUUUCAAAUUGUAUUUUUUUAACUCUGAGAAAAUGAUUUGGAGGGAUACCAAGGUUGGGACCCUGAAUUCAUCUCCCCCUUACAUCAUGGAGCAUUUCACACUUUCACUAGUUCAUUUUUAUCACAUUUACUCAUCCACCAUUUAUUCUUCCAUCAAAUUCAUACACAAGGGAAGAAUAACCAGAGAAAGUAGAUUUACACACAUACAUGCACACAUACAUAGCUAUAAAUUCUAACUUUUUAAGGUAUCAUCACCUGCUGUGACUUCUGACCUGGUGGUGAUGUGACCUUUCUACACCAUGACAUUUGACCUGUCAGUGAAGAUUAAUGAUAUUUACUUUAGAUCCAGAAUGUCAUUGAUAAUGUGGGACAUUGUUGCUGUGACUUGUCAAUGGUGAUCAGGAUGUUCAAUCUCUGUGACCUUAUUUUUGUUAUAUCUUACUAUAAUUGGUUCAUUGUGACCCCUGACCUUCAUUGUAGAUCAUGAUGUGUGACCUUUGUAACACUUAACUUUCAUUGGUUCUUUUGUGACCCCUGACCUGUCAUUGUAGAUGUUGAUGUGUGACCUUUGUAACACUUAACUUUCAUUGGUUCUUUUGUGACCCCUGACCUGUCCUUGUGUGACGUUUCUGUUGUGAUACUUCUCCUUUCUUAGUUCUGUUUUGACCUCUAGUCCAUCACUGUUUGUGUUGGCCUUACUGCUAUUAGUGUAUUUUAUUUUUGCUUUAAAUCAUAUUAACAGCCAGGAUCAUUUAAGGACGUGCCAUGCUUGGAUGAUGAAGAAAAGUCGUGAGUUCUCGGAGAAAAACCAUUGACCUGAGACCAUUACCUGGUGACUGCCCUGAAUAGGCCUUGAACUUGCAACCCACAGGUGGAGGGUUUGUGAUAGAGACAGUCAGAGUGCAUGUAUGCUUUAACUACUCAGCCACUGCAGCCCCAACUUACUACUCUGAUCCUUGCCCUUGUAUGACUUUUAUAAUGUGAUACUUGACCCUCUGUUCUUUUUGCAUUGAAAUUUGACCGGUCAGUUAAAAUUCAUUAUUCUUGAUCUGUCAGUCAUGCUGAUAUUUGUACAUCAACCACUGGGUUGUUGAUUGACCAUGUGGUUAUGCACUGGCCUUUUUUCAAAGGUGACCAAGGUUCAUGUCGCUUAUCAUACAUCAGGAAGUAUGGGUGCUAUCUUCUCCCACUGCAAUCCACAAGAGUGAUUAAUGUAAGCUAUAUUGACCUUUUUUCAUAAUUGUUGUAAUUUUAUUCAAUUUUAUUUUCAACACCAAGUCAUUUAGUAUCCAUGAUCUGUGAAUUCUCUUCUUUGUCCUCUUAUCAGUCAGUGGUAUGUGUAGUGACCUUUCAGUUAGUAUCCCUGACCUGUCAAUGACAGUUUGUGAUCCUUCUAUGCUGUUUUAUUGGAUAUUUUUCUCCAUGACCCUUGACAUCUUCACUUGUAAGGAACCUAAAUACCUGAACUGUGGUCAGAUGAAGAGGUCAGUUGGGUGGUGCAGUAGUAAUGCACUUGCCAUUCACCGAGGGGUGCAGGGUUUGAUUUUGAUAAUGUUUUGUGUUUAUCCUACAGCCCAUGGUAUCAACACCUUUAAUUCUUACUGAAAAUCAGGGCAGCAAUAUGGUCUUAUGGGAUGGGCUUAUUACAAGACGUGGGCUUAUUCCCAGAUAAUUAUGUAUGUGAGUGAAUAUUUUUGACAUUUUCAAUGAUACAUGACAGCUGUAAAAUUUAUCAGUUUGGAAAUAUAUUUUGUACCUAUAAAUAAACAAGGUAUGCUGGAUUAUACCAGCUUCUCUGCAUUCUGUUACUGGCUUUCAGUCAGUAUACUCAAAAGUUCAUUUAAACCACAAUCUAAUUGCAGUUUUUUAUAUCCGUUUGGUUUUUGUAGUCGUGAGAAUCUGUAUUUAAGAUGGCAUCCAUGGGACCAGAAAAUAUGGAAAAUUGCUUAUUUGACCACUUAAGAUACAUCUGCAGUUAGUGAGAACUUGAUUUAAGAAAUAAACAGUACAAGAAGACAAAUUUAACUACGAUACUAUUAUUAAAUCAAAUAAAUAUAUAUUAAUAUGGCUUUAGAAGUCUUUUUAACUAAAUGAUAUUGGAUUUUGUAUAUGUUUUUUAAGCUUUUCAUUCAGAAAAUGUUAUUUUUUUUAUAUUAAUCUCCAUAGCACCAUUAGUUUACAGUUAACUUUAGGAUAUACCAAAUAUGGAAUUAUUUUCCACAACAUUGUCAUUCCUAGAACACCAACUCUGGAAAAUUAAAAGGAAGUUGUUUACAGAAAUGUAUAUUGAAAGUCCUUUGAUGUUUACUUAUAGUCUGUUUCAGCUAAGAUUUUAUCGACUCAUUUUGCAGAUAUGUUACUACAUUCAGCAAUAAAAUAGACAGAAAUUUUUAUUUAGAUGAAUUAUUAUGAUAGACAUUUGAAACUACACUAAGUAAUAGAAAACAA